This is a messenger RNA of Oppiella nova, 1731 nucleotides long. NCBI's taxonomy places the organism in Eukaryota, Metazoa, Arthropoda, Arachnida, Sarcoptiformes, Oppiidae. The record is from the annotation of a GenBank genome assembly.
AUGUCGGACAACAGCCACACCGGACCCUACGUGCGGAUCGUCGAGCAGCCGGCGCGCAGUGCCGUCCGAUUCCGGUACGAGUGCGAGGGUCGGUCGGCCGGCCCCAUACCCGGUGUGUCGUCCACGCCCUCCUGUGCCACUUACCCCACCAUUCAGAUCGUCAACUACAGGGGCUCGCGGGCGAUGGUAGUGGUGUCGUGCGUGACAGUGUCGCCGCCCUAUCGGCAACACCCGCACCAUUUGGUGGGUCGCGUGGGCUGUCAUCAGGGCGUCUGUACGCUAAUAGUGGACAAUACGGACCACUUGUGUUCGUUCACUCAUUUGGGUAUUCAAUGCGCUAAACGUAACGAAAUCUCCUCAAGACUUAAGCUCCGGAAGCAACUCCGGGUAGACCCUACCAGUGCCGGCUUCGAUCACAUCAUGAAAAGCUCCCGUUCCCUCGAUUUGGGCGCUAUUAGGCUGUGCUUUCAGGCCUAUAUAGAAGAUCCUGUGACCCGCAAAUUCACGCGACCUCUGGCGCCCGUAGUCUCUGAUCCGGUAUAUGAUAAGAAACUGCUGCCGAAGCUCAUCAUCACCGACAUCUCGACUACCUGUGCGCCUAUAACUGGUGGGAAAGUCAUGCUAUUCUGUAACUACAUCGACGAGGAGGACAUUGAGGUGCGGUUUUACGAGUUGGACACUACCGGCGCUGUGGUCUGGGAGUCGAUCGCCGAUCUCAAGCCUCCGGUGGGUGAGGUUCACAAGCGGGUGGGCAUAUCGCUGAUGGCACCGGGAUAUCCGUACAGCGACGACAUGUCUGGUGGCAAACCAGUGCCGGUUUAUUUGCAACUGAGACGCCCAUCAGAUCAGCGCUCAUCGGAUCCGGUGGUGUUCACGUACUUACCCGACUGUCCCUAUGAGAACUGCCCCCUCGCUCUCUACCAGCGCCUACACCGGCACCAGAGUCAAGGCAAUAGUAACUCGGAAUCCCUGUCCACCACUACGACCACCACCACUACCGGUCAUAAUCAUCAUAACCAUCAGCACCAACAGCCGACUAUCAGCUCGAAAAGAGGUCGUAUGAAGCCGACUACUGGUGCUAAGGAUAGCUAUACUACUAAUGAUGAUAAUAAUCGGGACAUGAAUUGCAAAAAGAGGGUAAAAGUGCUGAAUGUACUCAACGCGAGCGAUAGCGAGGAUAUGGAGGGCUCGGAUGAUGGCGUGGAUGAGGACAUGACACCGACCGCAGGGGACAGGGAUGUGUAUCACGGCAUCAGUCAGUAUUACAGUCAAAAUAGUCAGUAUUUUGGCGCUAAUUGUCUCCACAAACCGGAUGUGAAUAAUAAUCACAUGAAUGGCAACCAAUUGGCGAUCAAAUGCGAGCCAAGUGGUGGUCAGACUGACUGCCAGUUCCCCGAUAGUGGCGGCGCUCUCAUGUCCGUCAACGCCGCCAGCAAUGAUCUACUCAUGGAGUGCCUCAAGACUAUAGACAUCGACUGUUUGGCUGCCAUGCAGUUCACGGCACCCGGUGCCCCAGACUAUCACCACAACCCCAUCCACACCACUAACAACACCUAUACAACCGGUGAUGACGAGGACUGGGGCUCAUCCCUGCAGCAAACAGCCGGCGCUCCUCACUAUCACAGCGAUAAUAGCUACACGUAUAGCGACUAUAAUGAUAGUAUGGCUUACUAUCAGAAUCAGCCACCGGUGCUCGACAGUCAGGAUAAGCUAAGUUUUAUUGACUUGUAA